GUUGAACGCCACAUGACAACGGCAUUUCUGUAUUUCUCGAAUUUGCUCUUUUUCUCGAGACAAAGAGGAGUGAUGUGCACACCAACAUUCCCGUCUGUAGCUUGGCCAAAGGAGAGGAGGAACAUCUCGUCUCCAAAGGGCAUCUGUUUCUGCGGUGACUGUUGAAGACUGGCUCAUUCUUCGCAACAACGUUUGUAUGAAGCCGACGUCUGUUUUUUUAUACCCUCACACAAUUGUACCAUAAAAGAUAUGUUCAAUUCCGUUCCUCUAAAGACUGUGGGAGAAGACAGUAAAUACGAAAUUGACCUAAAAUAACAAUUAAAAAUCUACAUGUCCCGUAAAACGGAAGCUCGGAUUCCAGAAAGCUGAAGUUCUUUUUAAAAGUCUCUAUAAUUCUGAGGCCUUUCACAUUAUGGAAUAGACUACACCACGGAAUGCUCUUUACUGUCGGUUUUGUGCAAGCGAGAGAGUUUGAACGCCGUUUUGAGUCAAGCAUCCCCUGUCUCGGCACGUUCCGACGAAUUGCAAGGGAAACGCAACGGAUGACCGUGGAGGGAGGAAUGAGAUAAGCAUCUUUUCACUUUGCACAGCCGCUGCAGCUCUCUCUCUCUCCCUAUCUCCCUCUCUCUCACACACAUACGCACACACACCGUACACGUACAAAGCUACAACACCCUCACUCCAAGCAUCCAACGCGGGAUUUAUGGUCGCAACCUACGUUUAACUUCGCUUAAAUGUUUACCGGCUCGGCAAGGUAAAUACAGUCCCGCAAGGUGAUGUAAAGUGCAUAAUUCCACGCGGGUGCACUUCCGAGGAGCUGUCCGCGCUAGUUGAGGUGCUGAUGCGGGUCUGAGACGCUAGCAUGGCUGCCGGGAGACUGCUGCUGUACGCCGGCCUCUCUCUCUCACUCUGCGCCCUUGGGAUGCUGGCCGUGGCUAUCUGCUCCGACCACUGGUACGAGACGGACGCCCGACGGUACAGGGAACGGUGCCGAAGUUUCUCCAGCCGCAGGAACGACCCGGGCUUUAUUUAUAUCCCCAACAACAGCCUCCCGCUGCGGGCGAGCAGGUCGAGGCUGGACCGCUGGGAGGAGAAGCUGCUGCUGGCGCGGAAUCGGCGGCAGCUGUUCGCCAUGAGUGCGGCGGACGAGUGCAGCAGGCGGUAUAACUCCACCAACAUGGGGCUGUGGAGCAAAUGCCAUCGGCUGGGAUUCGACCAGGACAUCGAGGACCUCAUUCGGAAAGGUGUUAUCACUAGAUGUUCCUUCAUCAAGUACCAUUACUCGUCGGCCAUGAUACCGAAGAACCUCUCCUACAACAUCACAAAGACCAUCCGUCAGGACGAGUGGCACUCCCUGCAUCUGCGGCGGAUGACAGCAGGCUUCAUGGGCAUGGCGGUGGCCAUCAUCCUGUUCGGGUGGAGCAUCGGGGUGCUGGGAUGCUGCUGGGACCGGGGUCUCAUGCAGUACGUGGCCGGUCUGCUCUUCCUCAUGGGAGGUACUUUCUGCAUUAUCUCUCUGUGCACCUGCGUGGCUGGCAUUAACUUCGAGCUCUCCCGCUACCCCCGCUACCUGUAUGGGCUCCCUGACGACAUCGGCCACGGGUACGGCUGGUCUAUGUUCUGCGCCUGGGGGGGUCUGGGCCUCACCCUCAUCGCCGGCUUCUUCUGCACCCUGGCCCCCUCCAUCCAGCCCCUGCCCCGCUCCACCUGCCCCAAGUCCCGGCCCGAGAACGGCACGGUGUGCUGAGGGCCGCCAGGCCGACGCCGCCGCUGAGAGCAGGGGACACCCUGCCCGCUUACGGGGACACCGAGCAGUGUGAGGAGAAACACUAACACGCAUAACUUUAGAGUCAUUUCCGAUCUCUCCUGGAUACGGAUGCAGAAAUCGGUAUUUUAUAUUGUGUGUGUGUAUAAAAUGGGGGGAUCUCUAUCUGGUCUCAUAAAAUAGACAUUAUGAAUCUGUGGCAAAUGUUACAAAAACUGCUUGAUCGAUCA
Molecule: messenger RNA, 1995 nt
Organism: Megalops cyprinoides (Indo-Pacific tarpon)
Lineage: Eukaryota; Metazoa; Chordata; Actinopteri; Elopiformes; Megalopidae
Product: transmembrane protein 178B-like
Exons: 5
Coding region: 863-1747 (294 amino acids)
Cellular component (GO): membrane
Source: RefSeq, a predicted model, not a curated record